Tyto alba (common barn owl) is the source of this 2943-nucleotide messenger RNA. It is a transcript of the gene ARSG, whose product is annotated as arylsulfatase G. The record is from RefSeq and is a predicted model, not a curated record. The transcript has 12 exons. Lineage: Eukaryota; Metazoa; Chordata; Aves; Strigiformes; Tytonidae. Gene Ontology annotation, molecular function: arylsulfatase activity. Bases 987 to 2603 code for a protein of 538 amino acids.
UUUGCUCGGUAGCUUCGAGAAAGCUGCUGCUGGUUUCUCAUGGCAGUGCUGGUCCGGCGGCUGCUGCCUCCAGCAAGCUGCUGGUGCUUUUGUCCUCGCAGGGAGGUUUCAGCAGCUUCACCCCUCGCGGUCCCGUCCUAAACAAGCUAAAAUCCAGUCGCUGGGCCAUGGGGAGCGAUGGGACUGCGCCUCGUGUGUCCUCGGGGAGCCUCGUAUCGCCCUGUCCUGCGGGAAACCCCCUCCUCUGAGGUUAUGCCUUUCAGGGCUACGGAUAAAGGGCAACCACCUCCUCUGGCCUUGAAGAGCCGAUAGAUAUCCCGUUACACAAGCUUUUCCUUGAGAAUGGGUCACCCUCCCCGAGCUGUAAUUCUUCCUGGCAGCGACAGUGCAAGUGGUUAUGGGACAACAAAAGAGGGGAUGCUGUAGCCGUGCAAGGUGAAGGACGGACCGACAGCCGCCGGCAGAGCCGUGGCAGUUAUUUACCCUCCUGAAGCGAGGGAGGCCAGCGCUUCGGCGAGCCGAGGAGCGCAGUCUGCAGGGAAAGAGCCAUUUGUCAGACACGAACAUCCCCCCGAGGGCUGCGAGGGGAGAGGGGCCGCUGCCGCAGCUCGAGCACGCUUCUGGAGGGAAAAAUACCGCUUGGGUUCGGUGUCUAAUGAGAUAUUUACCAGGAAGGAAAGGAAGUUAAAAAUAGAGUGACAGUGACUUCAAAGGGUGUUUUUGACUUCUAAGAAUAAUACCUUUGCUGGCACCGAUUUCAGAAAUAUUGGCUGUGCCUGGGUGUGAAACACAGAGGAGACGUUGCGGCUCGGUCGGUAGCCGAGGGAGCAAACCCAGACCUCCCGGCCCGACCCCGCGGGAGCAGCCAAGGAGGGGACGUUCGCAUCGCCGCGGGGGCCCGUGGGGAGCUCAACUGCAUCCGCAGGGCCGCAGCGGAGGGAGUUUGGGGAAGGCGAAGCCGCCGGUGCCCCGGCGUGGGUGGCACCAUGGGGUCCCCCUCCCCGCGGGCGCUGGUGGUCCUCGCCGCGGCGCUGGCGGGGCUCCCGGCUCCCCGAGCAGCGUACGGGCAGCCCAACUUCAUCGUCAUCCUGGCAGAUGAUGUGGGCUGGGGGGAUCUUGGGGCCAACUGGGCAGAGACAAAGGAGACCCCGCAUUUGGAUGAGUUGGCAGCCGAAGGGAUGAGGUUCGUGGAUUUCCACUCGGCCGCGUCCACUUGCUCACCGUCCCGCGCCUCUCUGCUCACGGGGCGCCUCGGGGCGCGCAACGGGGUGACCCACAACUUCGCCGUCACGUCGGUCGGCGGCCUCCCCCUGAACGAGAGCACCCUGGCCGAGGUCCUGCGGGAGGCCGGGUACAGCACGGGGGCUAUAGGCAAGUGGCACCUGGGACACCACGGCCACCACCACCCCAGCUUCCGCGGCUUCGACUACUACUUCGGGAUCCCCUACAGCCACGACAUGGGCUGCACGGACACCCCCGGCUACAACCUGCCGCCCUGCCCGCCCUGCCCGCGGCACGGCGCGGCUGCCAGGAUCGUGAGGAAGGACUGUUACACGGAGGUGGCCCUUCCUCUCUUCGAGGACGUCGCCAUCGUCCAGCAGCCCGUCAACCUCAGCAGCCUGGCGGCACGCUACGCAGAGGAGGCAGCGCGCUUCAUCCGGCGGGCGAGCGACAGCGGCCGUCCCUUCUUCCUCUACCUGGCGCUGGCCCACAUGCACGUCCCGCUGGGGGUCCCCCCGCCGCCGCCCCCCGCCUCGGGCAGGGGCAUCUACGGAGCCUCCCUGAGCGAGAUGGAUGCCCUGGUAGGACGGGUAAAGCGGGUCGCCGACAGCCACGGAAAAGGCAACACGCUCCUGUGGUUCGCAGGUGACAACGGCCCCUGGGCACAGAAGUGCGAGCUGGCGGGACGCCUGGGUCCCUUUGUGGGUGCCUGGCAGAGGCAGCGAGGUGGGAGCUCGGCAAAGCAAACGACCUGGGAAGGAGGGCACCGGGUGCCGGCACUGGCGUACUGGCCCGGCCACAUCCCUGCCAAGCAAACAAGCCACGCUCUGCUCAGCACCCUGGACAUCUUCCCCACGCUGGUGGCCCUGGCUGGGGCGGCACUUCCCCCGAACAGGCGCUUCGACGGCUUGGACGUGUCCCCCGUUCUCUUCGGGUGGUCGGAUGUGGGGCACAAGGUUCUGCUCCACCCCAACAGUGGGGCAGCUGGGAAGGACGGCGAGAUAGAGGCGCUCCGGCUGGCCCAGUACAAGGCGUUUUACACCACAGGAGGGGCGAUGGCUUGCGAUGGGAGCGUCGGGCCAGCUGAGCGUCACCAGCCACCGCUCGUUUUCAAUCUGGAUCGCGAUAGCCAGGAGCAGGCGCCUUUGGACGUGGCAUCCAGAGAAUAUCAGGCAGUGCUACCCGCAAUCAGCAGGGCUUACGCCCAGGCUCUGGAGGACAUCGCCACGGACAACACCUCGGUUGCAGAUUACUCCAAAGACCCGGCCGCGAUGCCCUGCUGCGACGCGCGGCACGUGGCCUGCCGCUGCCGAGCGCCCGGCUCUCCUGCAGCCCCGCGGGACCGGCGCAUGGCACAAAGAGCCCCGGGGCUUUGUCUUUAAGCAAAUCAUUGCUCAGGCUUCCCGGGUCUGGUUCCUGUGAACGGGACUGUUGGGCUUGCUGGCUCCGGGCGGGAGGUUGGCCACGGAGGGAGGGGAGGGCUGGAGGCUGCCGGUCCCUUGGCUCCGUGCGAUGAAGCAGGGAGGGGAGUUGUGGGUCUGUGGGAGCAGAAGGAGGGUCCCCUUUGCAGGGCUGUCCCCCCGGCAGGACUGUCCCCUGUGGCUGGAGGAGCAGGACACUGCAGUACCUGGUGGCUCUGGGCAUGUGGAAGGAGACGGGCUUUUUGUAGAGCUCUUUAGCUGAGAAAGAGCCAAGGUCUUGGAUUAAAACUAUCUUCUGUGA